CCCUCCUCCUGGAGGGGCCGGCGGUCGGCGGCGGCCGCUACGGUGCUGACAAGAUGGCGGCUGGCGGGGCUGUUGCUGCGGCGCCCGAGUGCCGGCUUCUGCCCUACGCGCUGCACAAGUGGAGCUCCUUCUCCUCCACCUACCUUCCCGAGAACAUUUUAGUGGAUAAACCAAAUGAUCAAUCUUCCAGAUGGUCUUCAGAGAGCAACUAUCCUCCCCAGUACUUGAUUCUGAAGCUUGAAAGGCCUGCUAUAGUUCAGAAUAUUACAUUUGGAAAAUAUGAGAAAACCCAUGUCUGCAAUUUGAAGAAAUUCAAAGUCUUUGGUGGAAUGAAUGAAGAAAAUAUGACAGAGCUGUUGUCUAGUGGCUUGAAGAAUGAUUAUAACAAAGAGACAUUUACCUUGAAACAUAAAAUUGAUGAACAGAUGUUCCCUUGUCGAUUCAUUAAAAUUGUUCCACUUUUGUCCUGGGGGCCCAGCUUUAAUUUUAGCAUCUGGUAUGUUGAACUUAGUGGCAUUGAUGAUCCUGAUAUAGUGCAGCCCUGUCUGAACUGGUACAGCAAGUACCGCGAACAAGAAGCCAUUCGCCUUUGCCUGAAACACUUCAGACAACACAACUACACAGAGGCUUUUGAGUCCCUGCAGAAGAAAACCAAGAUUGCCCUGGAGCACCCGAUGUUGACAGACAUGCACGACAAACUGGUGUUGAAGGGCGACUUUGAUGCUUGCGAAGAGUUGAUUGAAAAAGCUGUGAAUGACGGCUUGUUCAAUCAGUAUAUCAGUCAGCAGGAGUAUAAGCCGCGGUGGAGUCAGAUCAUUCCUAAGAGCACCAAAGGUGAUGGAGAGGAUAACCGACCAGGAAUGAGAGGGGGCCAUCAGAUGGUUAUUGAUGUUCAGACAGAGACUGUUUAUUUGUUUGGUGGCUGGGAUGGAACACAAGAUCUUGCUGACUUCUGGGCAUACAGUGUGAAGGAGAACCAGUGGACAUGUAUCUCUAGAGACACUGAGAAAGAGAAUGGUCCUAGUGCCAGGUCGUGCCAUAAAAUGUGCAUUGACAUCCAGCGGAGGCAGAUCUACACGUUGGGCCGCUACUUGGAUUCCUCUGUGAGGAACAGCAAAUCUCUGAAAAGUGACUUCUACCGUUACGACAUUGACACCAAUACCUGGAUGUUACUGAGUGAAGACACUGCUGCUGAUGGUGGACCAAAGCUGGUGUUUGAUCAUCAGGUUGGAUGCACUUCUUCCAACAAGGUCUUUCCCAAACAGUUCCACCAACUGAGAAUGAAGUAUUCAAACACAGGAGUCUGUGGGAGCCAUCUCAUUGAGACCACCACAGCAGGAACUCCUGGAGUACCAAUGACAGGAUUCACACAGAGAGCAACUAUUGAUCCAGAACUGAAUGAAAUACAUGUCUUAUCUGGACUCAGCAAAGACAAAGAAAAGAGGGAAGAGAAUGUCAGAAAUUCCUUCUGGAUUUAUGACAUUGUGAGGAAUAGCUGGUCUUGUGUCUAUAAGAAUGAUCAAGCUGCAAAAGAGAAUCUGAGUAAAAGUCUUCAGGAAGAAGAACCAUGUCCAAGGUUUGCCCACCAGCUCGUUUAUGACGAAUUACACAAGGUUCAUUAUUUAUUUGGUGGAAAUCCAGGAAAAUCUUGCUCUCCAAAGAUGAGACUAGAUGACUUCUGGUCACUGAAGUUGUGUAGACCUUCUAAAGAUUACUUACUGAGGCAUUGCAAGUACCUCAUAAGAAAACACAGGUUUGAAGAAAAGGCCCAGAUGGACCCUCUUAGUGCUCUGAAGUAUUUACAGAAUGAUCUUUAUAUAACUGUGGAUCAUUCAGACCCAGAAGAGACAAAAGAGUUUCAACUCUUAGCCUCAGCUCUGUUCAAAUCUGGCUCAGAUUUCACAGCUCUAGGCUUUUCAGAUGUGGAUCACACCUAUGCUCAAAGAACUCAGCUCUUUGACACCCUAGUAAAUUUCUUUCCCGACAGCAUGACUCCUCCUAAAGGCAAUCUGGUAGACCUCAUCACACUGUAAACUGGGGAGUCGAGUUGAGGAAUUGCUAGGCUCAGAAGUGGAGACUGGAGUCGGAGUUCCGUGUUUGUGUGGGCAGAGGUGACGUCGCAGUAAUUGAGGACUGCAUCAGAGUUUUGAAGGAUCCUUAUUAUCACAAGUUUUAACCCUCUCCUUCGUACCUGACCACAAUCCCUUUUUCCUCAUAUUCUGCAUUAGGCUAAUAAAGUGAAAUUGAUAUACUUCCCAUUUAA
Molecule: messenger RNA, 2263 nt
Organism: Peromyscus eremicus (cactus mouse)
Lineage: Eukaryota; Metazoa; Chordata; Mammalia; Rodentia; Cricetidae
Gene: Mkln1
Product: muskelin 1
Exons: 17
Coding region: 54-2033 (659 amino acids)
Cellular component (GO): cytoplasm
Molecular function (GO): protein binding
Source: RefSeq, a predicted model, not a curated record